This is a messenger RNA of Chiloscyllium plagiosum (whitespotted bambooshark), 1082 nucleotides long. Lineage: Eukaryota; Metazoa; Chordata; Chondrichthyes; Orectolobiformes; Hemiscylliidae. The record is from RefSeq and is a predicted model, not a curated record.
UUCCCCUGCACCGAGUGCAGGAAGGGCUUUACCCAGGCAUCUGCCCUGCUGAUCCACAGGCGGGUCCACACGGGGGAGAGGCCUUUCAGCUGCCACGAGUGUGGGAAGGUCUUCAGCAAUUCCUUCGCCCUGCUGAGGCACCAGCGAAUCCACAAGGGGGAGAGGCCACUCUCCUGCCCCGAGUGCGGGAAGGCCUUCAGUGAUUCCUCCCACCUGCUGACCCACCAGCGGGUCCACACGGGGGAGAGGCCCUUCAGCUGCCCAGAGUGCGGUAAAGGCUUCAGCGAUUCCUCCACCCUGCAGACCCACCAGCGGGUCCACACAGGGGAGAGGCCCUUCAGCUGCUCCGAGUGCAGGAAGGCCUUUACCCAGGCCUCUGCCCUGCUGAUCCACCAGCGGCUCCACACAGGGGAGCGGCCCUUCAGCUGCCCAGAGUGCGGUAAAGGCUUCAGCGAUUCCUCCACCCUGCAGACCCACCAGCGGGUCCACACAGGGGAGAGGCCCUUCAGCUGCUGUGAAUGCGGGAAGUGCUUUACCCAGGCCUCUGCCCGGCUGAGACACCAGCAGUCCCACACCAGGGAGAGGCCCUUCAGGUGCCCCGAGUGUGGGAAGGGCUUUGCCCGGGCCUCCAACCUCCAGACCCAUCAGCGGAUCCACAACGGGGAGAGGCCCUUUAGUUGUCCCGAGUGCGGGAAGUGCUUUACCCAGGCCAUCACACUUCAGAAACACCAGCAGUUCCACAUAGGGGAGAGGCCCUUCAGUUGCCCCAGGUGCAGUAAGGUGUUCACCUGCUCCUCCCACCUGCAGAGGCACCAGCAAGUUCACGUGCCAUAGCAGGGGCAUUGAAGGAGUGACGGCUGAGUGCCAUUAUCGACUGGAGUAUUAACCCAGUUCCGGGGCCUCCCGGGUUCGAAUCCUGCUGUGGCAGAUGGUGAAAUUGGAAUUCAGUCAGUAAUCUGGAGUUCCAAGUCUAAUGAUGAAGCCAUUUUUGGGGGGGAGGGGAAAGAAAACCCCCAUCUGAUUCACUCAUGUCAUUUUUCGGGAAGGAAUCUACCGUUGUGGGAAAGGAUUCACUCAGUCGU